Molecule: messenger RNA, 846 nt
Organism: Elephantulus edwardii (Cape elephant shrew)
Lineage: Eukaryota; Metazoa; Chordata; Mammalia; Macroscelidea; Macroscelididae
Gene: NSL1
Product: NSL1, MIS12 kinetochore complex component
Exons: 6
Biological process (GO): mitotic sister chromatid segregation
Cellular component (GO): kinetochore; MIS12/MIND type complex
Source: RefSeq, a predicted model, not a curated record
AUGGCGGAAAAUCCCGAACCGGUAGUCUUGGCUACUGCAGCGGACGAGGAGUUAGUGGCCGAGGCGAACGACCAGGCCUCAGUCACCGACCCUCCCCGAGAGGACUUCCGCGUGCUCUGCACCUCGAAACGAGCUGUGUCGGAAAUGCUAGCGCUGUGCGCCUGCUUCGUGCAGAAGCUCGGGGAUUCGUUGCCAGAGGAGAUUCGGGCACCGGCGCUGCGGGAUGCACAGUGGAUUUUUGAAUCAGCUGUGUAAGAGAAUGUCAGCAUAAAUGGAGAAGCAUGGCAUGAAGCUUCAGAGAAUUAUAUUACAGAGUCUGACAUCAAAGAACUUGAAGAUCAUUUUGAUGAAGUCAUAGUAGACACAGCCACAAAACGUAAGCAGUAUCCCAGAAAGAUCCUUGAAUGUGUCAUCAAAACCCUAAAAGCCAAGCAAGAAAUUCUGAAGCAGUACCACCCAGUUGUCCAUCCUUUGGAUCUCAAAUAUGACUCUAAUCCAGCCUCUCGAAUGGAAUAUUUGAAAUACACAGGGAAAACUAUAGCUAAGGAGAUCAGUGAUGCCAUGAAGUCUUUACCUGCACUGAUUGAACAAGCAGAUGGAUUUUCUCAUGUUUUAAGGAUGCAGCCUGUUAUUCAACUCCAAAGGAUACACCACGAAGUCUUUUUGAGUCAUAUUGGGAAAACAGACAUUAAACCUGAUAGUUUUAUAACACACUUAGAAACUACACCACCACAGACUGCUGCCAGGAAAACCACUAACUUGGUACUGAAUAGAAAAAGACCUAAAGACUGCCCUCAGAGAAGAUGGUAUCCAUUGAGGUCAAAGAGAAUUCAUCUAGAUACAUAG